This is a messenger RNA of Drosophila eugracilis, 3463 nucleotides long. It is a transcript of the gene Dyro, whose product is annotated as homeobox protein cut. NCBI's taxonomy places the organism in Eukaryota, Metazoa, Arthropoda, Insecta, Diptera, Drosophilidae. The record is from RefSeq and is a predicted model, not a curated record. The transcript is spliced from 4 exons. The coding region runs from base 1153 to 2817 and encodes 554 amino acids.
GACGAACUUACGGCCAACAGCAGCAGCAAAAGCAACAACAACAACAACGGCAACCGGCCCGUUUGGAGCAGCGCGCAUGCCACACACAGUUUAAAUAUGUGAAAUUAGUACAAAUCGUGAUUUCAACAGCGAACGACGAGCGGCGAACGAGCGUCGACGAAGUGGCGACAAAAAAAAAGCACGAGCGAGCAGCAGCAGCACUAGCAUUAGCCAGAGGCAACAACAGUGGCAGCCACAGCAGCAACAUAUGAUAGAAACCAGCAGCACAAGUCACCUCAGUAAAAAAAGAAACAAAGCACAAGUGAUAACAAUAACUGGAAUAUCGAGCGAUACAAGAAGAAAUCAGAAGAAACAACAACAGCUGAUGCCACAACUGCAACAUUAAGCGGUUGAAACAAUUACACCAACACUUAAACAAUAAUAAUAAAAAAAACACGAACAGUCACUGAAACUAAACUUUGCAACAACUAUAGUGUUCGUUGGUGUGCUCUCCCCAGUGGCAACAGCAACAACAACUCACAUCGCUGGCGGCAGCAAUAAAACAGCUGAUAGCAAUAGCAACAACAAAGCCUGGCAUUAUCAAGCAAGCAACAACAGGUCGCGAAAAAAAGAAGAAAAAACAAAAAGCCCGCCUGCUGCAGCACUCACAUAAACACACAGGCACACGCAAAUAGAAGAUUGGGCGUGUGUGAGAGAGAGAGGCAAAGUCGCACACCUUUGCGUUGAUUUUGGACGUCGCGACACGCUCAUUCAAGCUCUCUCUCUCCCUUGCCUUCUCUCUCUCUCGCACAAAGUGCAGCUGAGCUGCUGCCGCCUGCGCCGCCGCUGCCGUCGCCGCCGCACUUGCCGCUGCCACAAAUACAACACAGCCCAGCUGAACGAACGAACGCUCAACGCUCGCCGCCGCCGCCGCUGCCGCCAGUCGAAAGUCAAAAGCAACGUGUUGUGGACGCUUUUUUACGUCGCGUCGUUGCCCGUUGCGUUCUCUCUCUCUCACUCACUCCUUUUCCUAUCACCACCCACCAACCAACCAACCAACGGAUCGACCAACCAACAAACCACCCACCCAACAACAGCAACAACCCAAACACUAUCCUCCCCCCUCUUUGGCAGGCUGGGAAAACUUUCACCACAACAAAAACAACAACAACAAUGUCCAGCAGCGCAGCCGCAGCGCAGUUCAAGCUCGAUGCCAACUCCAAUGCCAUUGCUUUAAUAGCUGAUGUUGCCACGCUGCCACUCCCACUUUCGCCCACUGCAACAACAAUAGCAACAACACCAAUAGCAACACCAGUGGAUCGCGUUGAAUGGUCACGCUCAACGAUCCUGAACUUUAUCGAAGAUUAUCGGAGACAACGUGUCCUUUGGGAUCCAAAUACCAAAGGUUAUCACAUCAAGCAAACCAAAUACGAGGCACUCAAGCUCUUGAGCCAGAAAUAUGGAACGGAAAUCCGAUCGAUACGAUCGAAAAUCAAAUCCUUACGCAGCUCCUUUCAUCGGGAACAUGGCAAAGUCCUGAGUGGACGAGGUCGUGGCGUAAUCUAUCAACCCAUGUGGUUUGCCUACGAGGCCAUAAGAUUCAUUCUCGAUGGCGAACGGGAUCAGGAUCAUGGUCAGGAUCAAGAUCAAGAUGCUGAAACGGAAACGGAAGUAGAUGAAAAGCUAACACUAAUGCAUAGCUUGGAUUUGGAGCAACUUAAGGCGGAUAAACUGGUGGAUAGAGACAUUAUACUACAGGUGGAACAACAACAUCAGCAGCAGCAACAACACGAUGAGCUUACCGCUCGCAUUGCGGCCACUGUGGCCGCCGUUGCUGCUGCUGCAGCGGCAGCAAAUGCUCGGGAGCGGGAUGUGGAUACCGCUGGCGGUGAAUUGGAUAACGCUCGGGAAUUGGAACUCGAGGAGGCGGCGGCAGAGGGCGGUGGUGCUUUACUCGAAUCCUCCUCGGCGGCUGUGACACGUUCCUCUUCCGAUUUGGAUGGCGAGAAUUAUUGCAAUAUCAGCGCCGAAGAUGUGAAAACAGAAAUUAUCGAACACGAAUCGGAGCUGGGGAUGCUGGAUCGGCGGACGAGCACGCCGUCGCCCAUAAAUUACUACAAGCCGACGGAUCUAACGUACAACCACCGCAAACGCAAGGCGAUGGGCGUGGAGCACGUUGUGGGCGCCUUGACAUUGACGCCCAUCAAGACGGUGGGCGGUGGAACAGGCGGUUCCACUGGCCAUCAUCAUCAUCAGCAGCAGCAGCAGCAGAUGAACCACAACCAGCUCGCAUUUCAGGCGCUCCAGCAGCACUUUAACCACAAUCACAGUCUUAGCCUGAGCCACUGCAACGGGCAACCGCAACAGCAGCAGCAGCAGCAUCACCAUUCGUUGCAUCUGCAGCAGCAACAGCAACACCAACAACAUUCCAGUAACAUGGCACAAAAACGUGAUCGUGAUCGUGAUCUCUCAACGUCAAAUGGCAACGGCAACGGCAGUAACUGCAACAACAGCAGCGGCAGCAAUAUCGCCAGCCAAACCAGCAACACCUCACUGGACCCAACAGCAACAUCCAGCAAUUGCAGCUUGAGCAGUAAUAGUGGUGCCACGCCUCCAAAACUGCUUAACGGAGGCGGUGGUCUGAGUGCCAAUCAUGUAGAUGAAUAUGGAGUAUUCGGGGAAUAUGUGGCCAUAACCAUACGCAAACUGAAGACAUCCAAGUCGAAGAUAGUGGUGAAGCAUCUUAUCAAUAAUCUCCUGUACGAAGCUGAGUUGGGUAAAUAUGAUCAGGGGAUGCCGGCCAGCAAAGAGCCACCGCAAUUGUAUAAUAUGCAAUGAAAACUAGGAUCAGGAUUAUAUAUAUAGAGAGAAGAUAAAUCAACCCAAAAUAUAGACAAACUAUCGAAGGGGGGGGUAAUGAGACAACCAACGCACUAGUCAGCAAAGCAACAAUGGGUCAAAACCAGAGCCAACAAUUCUAAAAAAAAACAAAAAAGGGGAGGGCAGCGGGGGAUGUGUGUGAGCAUUUCAUUCAGGGACAAAGACCAUAUAAGUACUUUAUCUAUAUACAUUUAUAAAAAACAAAAAAAAACACAUAAACGUUAUCAGUGAGUGUUAAACGAAGUCAGUCAAAGUCAAAGGAAGUGGCAGUUGAAGUGGAAGGGGUGAAACAAACAUACCAUUAAUUAAAUUCAAUUAAUUAUUAAUAACGUUAACUGAUAUAUACAAAGUACGUAUAUAUUUUACGUUUAUAUAUAUAUAUAUAUAUAUAUAUUUUAUGAUUAUCGUUUUUUUGAUUUCACGAGCGUUAUAUAUUUUUGAUUUUCGUUUUAUAUUUUAUACUUUUAAUAUUUACAUUUGGCAAUAACACACUUUGAACUCAGGUGCCUUUAUUUUUUAUAGUCAAUUAAGCCUUGUUAUCUUUAUGCAUAAAAAGUGAAAUGCAAAAAAGUUUACAAUAAAUGAAGCCCUAACAACAUGUAAA